This is a messenger RNA of Angiostrongylus costaricensis, 993 nucleotides long. The record is from the annotation of a GenBank genome assembly. NCBI's taxonomy places the organism in Eukaryota, Metazoa, Nematoda, Chromadorea, Rhabditida, Metastrongylidae.
AUGAUGAACAUACUGAGCGAAAUGAUGGGCAUCGGAGGCGGAUACGGUGGACGAUACAGCUGUCAGAUGCGUGCCUACUCUGCUGCCUUCAUUGAUGCUGAUUUAGCUAAAGUCACGGAGCUUAAUUAUGGUGGAAAGAUUUUGUUGCCAAAUUCAACAUUAGACUACUUGGUCCGAUACAAUGUGCCUUAUCCCAUGCUAUUCAAGGUUUCUGCGCUAGGCGAUUCACCUAGGGCUACGAAUUGUGGUGUACUUGAAUUUUCAGCUCCUGAAGGAAAAGCGUACCUGCCACGAUGGAUGAUGAAACAGUUGCGUAUUGAUGAUGGGGCUGAGAUACGUGUUGAUUCCGUAACUCUCCCUUCUGCCACUUACGCGAAGCUCAAACCACAGUCUCCUGAGUUCUUGAACAUUAGCAAUCCAAGAGCCGUUUUGGAAGUGGAGUUGCGUAAAUUCGCCUGUCUUACGAAGAACGAUGUAAUUGCUGUUCUGUAUGCGGAUCAAGUCCUCGAAUUCUUGGUACAGGAAGUUAUGCCAAGCAAUGCUGUCUGCAUCAUUGAGUGCGACCUGAACUUAGAUUUCGAUGCACCAGAAGGGUAUGUGGACGAAUCGACACACACUAAGCCAUCUUCUUUGAAGCCUCCGGCCGCCUCUGUUAAAUCAUUGCAAGGUCCUUCUGGUUCUCACUUUUCUGCUUUCUCUGGAUCUGGCCAUCGCUUAGAUGGAAAGAAAAAACCGUCGUCGAACAGCAUGCAUACUGAUCAAGGAGAAGAACUUCUUGAUAAUUUGGCAUCACUCCCACCUGUGGUUUGCAAUGAGGAUUAUAAACCAGAAGUGAAUUGGAAACCAAAAUAUUUAGGGACAUUGACAUUCAUACGUUAUGAUUAUAAGUCGCGUUUCGAAACUGAACGUAAGCUGCAGGAAGCGAAACAAACUGGGACGAAAAGGAAUGAACUUUUCGGAGGUUCAAGUUCCACUACCAGGAAAGCGUAUUGA